AUUUCUAUUUCUAUUUCUAUUUCUUUAUUCUUCCGUCAAUCAAAACAUCUUGCCGUGUCGAUCGUCUACGUAGGUAGAUGCGAUUGUGGUCAAAAUGGCUUACAACCAGCCAGGAGGUGAAGCUGCCUCGUAUUAUAACAACACACAACAGGCACCUAGUCAAUACGGACAACCUCAGUACGGACAACCUCAAUAUGGACAACCUGGUCCAGGCCCUCAAGGUCAAGGUCCAGCCCCAGGUCCGAAUAAUGGAAAUGGCUAUGGCAACGAGAAACCCAUGUUCGAUCAAGCCUUUAAGCUGGAACGCCCCAAAUACAACGAUUUGUGGGCCGGCAUUCUUUUCCUCAUCGUCGUCGCUGGUUUCGUUGUUGUCUCUGGUAUCUCGAUCAAUGGUUAUGCUUCCAACAAACACUUUCAGGGGGGUGGCAUUUAUGACUCCGGCUCACAAGUCGGACUGAAUACCAACACCCUCAUCCUGUUCGCUUUUGUGCUAUGUGUCUCCAUCGUCUUCAGCUAUGUCUAUGUAUUACUGGCACGCCAGUUUCCUAAACAGUUUAUCUGGAUAACUGGCAUUCUCAACAUCGUUUUUGGCCUCGUCACCGCAAUCUACAUGCUCACCCGCCACUACUACUCUGGCGGCAUCGUAUUUUUGAUUUUUGUGGGCUUCCUGAUCUUCGCCUUCAUCUCCUGGAUUCCACGUAUCCCUUUCAGUGCGCUAAUGCUCAAGACGGCUGUCGAUGUGUCGAAGACUUACGGUCAUGUUUACCUAGUGAGUGCGCUUGGCGGCCUUUGUGCAACCGCUCUGGCUGCAUGGUACUCUGUCACCUUAGUAGCCGUGUAUGCCAAGUUUUCCCCAGGGCAAAAUCCAGCUUGCGCGCAAGGGGCUGGUGGCUGUAGCAGCGCUAAAGUUACUGGCCUGAUCGUUUUCAUCACGUUCGCAAUGUACUGGAUGUCGGAAUGGCUGAAGAAUACCAUCCACACCACUAUCUCCGGAGUCUAUGGAUCCUGGUAUUUCCAUCCCCACAACCUCCCUAGGGGCGCUACUAGAGGCAGCCUCAAAAGAGCCCUCACAUACAGCUUCGGUUCCAUAUCUUUCGGCUCCUUAAUUGUCGCCAUCAUCAACUUCCUAAGACAAAUGUGUUCAGUUGCUCGGCAAAACGAGGCGGGCCAGGGUAAUAUCAUUGGGGUUGUCAUGUUUUGGAUUCUCGGGUGUCUUAUCGGAAUCCUCGACUGGGCAGUCCAGUUCCUGAACCGUUACGCUUUCUCGUACAUCGCGCUCUACGGCAAGUCCUACAUCGCUGCUGCUAAGGAUACAUGGAAUAUGAUCAAGCAGCGAGGUAUUGACGCUCUCAUCAAUGAAUGUCUCAUCGGCCCCGUACUUUCUAUGGGAGCAACGUUUGUGGGCUAUGCAACAAGCCUAUUAGCCUACUUAUUCCUUGUAUUCACUAGGCCAGCGUACAAUGCUGACGGCUCUUACACCGCUGUUGUGGUGGCCUUCGCUUUCCUCAUCGGUCUACAAAUUUGCAAUAUCUUCACAACACCGUUGAGCAGCGGCAUCGACACAAUCUUCGUAGCGACUGCGUGGGAGCCUCAGGCAUUGAUGCAGAACCAUCCCGACAUAUACGAUGCCAUGGUAAGAGUUUAUCCUCAAGUGCAAGUGGCCAUCCACGCCUAAUCACUAGGUAUGAGGUCUCACUCUUCUGUCACGGCUGUGCCAUUUCGUGACAUGGGCGCGAUCCAACUUUGGUCGAAGCAUAAAAACACGAAACCCAAUUCUUGGAGCAUAAUGGGUAAUGGGGUGUAAUUGUAAGUGAUUUGGGCUCACUUGCUUGGCAGGAGGUCAGAAUGGAUAAUAGUAAUUGUUGUAAUGUCACCAUACGCCUAGGGUAUCGCAGAAUAAUCCCAUAGAUAGGGGUCGAGCCCGACACAGGUAGAUUGGCGCGAAGUUUUUUGGUGCUACAAACACUUAUCAAGUUAAUUUUUUCAUUACACUGAUCAA
Messenger RNA from Hypoxylon fragiforme, 1999 nucleotides. RefSeq names its product DUF580-domain-containing protein. Gene Ontology annotation, cellular component: plasma membrane. The transcript has 7 exons. NCBI's taxonomy places the organism in Eukaryota, Fungi, Ascomycota, Sordariomycetes, Xylariales, Hypoxylaceae. Gene Ontology annotation, biological process: transmembrane transport. The record is from RefSeq and is a predicted model, not a curated record. Gene Ontology annotation, molecular function: transmembrane transporter activity. The coding region runs from base 95 to 1675 and encodes 526 amino acids.